Temnothorax curvispinosus is the source of this 434-nucleotide messenger RNA. Its product is annotated as cytochrome c oxidase assembly factor 4 homolog, mitochondrial. The coding region runs from base 203 to 409 and encodes 68 amino acids. Gene Ontology annotation, cellular component: mitochondrial intermembrane space. Gene Ontology annotation, biological process: mitochondrial respiratory chain complex IV assembly. Lineage: Eukaryota; Metazoa; Arthropoda; Insecta; Hymenoptera; Formicidae. The record is from RefSeq and is a predicted model, not a curated record. The transcript is spliced from 4 exons.
UUUUUUAGCAGUAGAUAGCAUCUUAUAAUAAACUUAAGACGAUUUUAAAUAUAUGUAUAAGAUCGUGUCAGGAAUAUUGUUCUUGCAGUUUUCAAUACAAGCCCCCUGUUUUCGAAUCGUGAAUCCGGCACGGAUAAAAAUAACAUAACCUGCAAACGGUGGAAAUUCAAAUUUCUUUUCAUCUGAGUACCGGUAUCGUAAUAUGAUAUCGUCGAAUACCGAUGCUGAGAAAGAAAUUGAAGAUCCUGUCGAGCGGAUGCUGAAGAAAACCGGUUGCAUAGAAUUGCACUAUCAAGUUCAAGAAUGCAUAGCCGAGCAUCAAGAUUGGAGAAAGUGUCAGAAUGAAGUGAAAAAGUUUAAAGAGUGCAUGGCUAAGCAUACAGAGCAACAAAGAUCAAGAUGUCAGUAAUAAUUAUUCGUUUGUAAAAGAUUGU